UCCACAAACAAUUCUCAUUGUAUCCCAUUCAUAAAGACCUCAAGAUUGUGAAAGAGGGAGAGAAAAGCUUCGGGCCCAUUUCCAUGGCGGACGGUGAGGGCAAAAUCGGCAACAAUGGGAAAAAAGUUAAUCUUCUGGUGGUUACAUACCCAGCUCAAGGUCACAUAAAUCCCCUUUUACAAUUCUCCAAACGUCUCCAUCACAAGGGCGCCGCCGUGACCUUCGUCGUCACCAAAUUCCUUUUCAAUAACCAACCCAACUCCGACCACCCUCCGCCGUUUCCCGUCGAGACCAUCUCCGACGGCCACGACGCCGGCGGAUUUCUCUCCGCCGUUUCCAUCUCCGACUAUCACGACCGCCUCAAGCACGACGGGUCACAGACUCUCCGGGAUCUGAUUCGGCGGAAGGAGGACGCCGGCCGCCGGUUCGACGCCGUGGUGUACGACGGAUUUAUGCCGUGGGUUUUGGAUGUGGGGAAAGAAUUUGGGCUGAGGACGGUGGCGUAUUUUACACAGUCCUGCGCUGUGAAUAACAUUUAUUACCAUGUUUACAGGGAAGAAAUUAAGGCGCCGGUGGUGGCGGCGGCGGCGGAGGAGAUUCGGAUCGCCGGAAUGCCGCCGCUGACGACGGCGGAUAUGCCGUCGCUUGUCCAGGUUGGGAACCCAUAUCCGGAAUUCUCUGAUGUGGUGAUUAAUCAGUUUGGAAACGUGGAGGAAGCCGAUUGGUUAGUCUGCAACAGUUUCUACGAACUAGAACACCAGGUGCUAGAAGGGAUGGAGAAUAAAUGGAACAUGAAGACGAUCGGACCGAACAUACCAUCGUUCUACACCGACAAACGAAUAGACAACGAUAGGGACUAUGGGUUCAACCUUUUCAAAAUGAACAAUGAGGUUUGCCAAAAAUGGCUAGACGCCCGUCCAAAAGCGUCAGUAGUUUUUGUAGCGUUCGGGAGCUAUGCAGCUUUGAGCGUCGAGCAAAUGGAGGAAUUGACUUGGGGUUUGGCACAAAGCAAUUCCUUUUUCUUGUGGGUGGUAAGGGAGACAGAGGCGGCGAAGAUUCCAGCAAAAUUUGCAGAAGCGACGGCGGACAGAGGGCUAUUGGUCCCUUGGUGCCGUCAAUUGGAUGUUUUAUCACACGAAUCGAUCGGUUGCUUUGUGACGCAUUGCGGCUGGAACUCGACGCUGGAGGCUUUGACCAUCGGCGUUCCCAUGGUGGCGAUGCCGCAGUGGACAGAUCAAACCACCAAUGCCAAGUUUGUAACGGACAUUUGGAAGACCGGAGUUAGGGCUCCGCUCGACGAUGCCGGAAUAGUGCGGCGGACAACGGUUGCAGAUUGCAUCUUGAAGGUCAUGGAUGACAACGGAGGAACGGAGAUUCGGAAAAACGCCGCUAAAUGGGGAGAGUUAGCGAAACAGGCGGUGGAUUGCGACGGAAGUUCCGAUCGUACUGUUGAUGAGAUUCUUGCCCAAUUGGUUUCUGUUUGAAUAUUUAAAUUUAAUUAUUUUUAUUUUUAUUUUUAUUUUCUUUUGGUCUAUUUUCAAAAUGUUUGUUACCAUUGAACCUCUGCCCGUCAUGUGUUCUUGUGUAUGAUGACACCCGUGGCGUGGCCCUUCAUGUGUCUUUGUGUAUGAUGACAUGUGUCCACCCUUCAUGUGUCCUUGUGUAUGAUGACAUGUGUCCCGUGGCCCUUCAUGUGUUCUUGUGUAUGAUGACAUGUGAUGACACAUGUCUUUGUUUAUGAUAACACGUGUCUUUGUGUAUGAUGACACGUGUCCUGUGGCCCUUCAUGUGUUCUUAUGUAUGAUGACACCUGUCCCGUGGCCCUUCAUGUGUUCUUGUGUAUGAUGACACUUGUCCGUGGCCCUUCAUGUGUUUUUGUGUAUGAUGACACCUGUCCCGUGGCCCUUCAUGUGUUCUUGUGUAUGAUGACACUUGUCCGUGGCCCUUCAUGUGUUCUUGUGUAUGAUGACACUUGUCCGUGGCCCUUCAUGUGUUCUUGUGUAUGAUGACACCUGUCCUAUGGCCUUUCAUGUGUUCUUAUGUAUGAUGACACCUGUCCGUGGCCUUUCAUCUGUUCUUGUGUAUGAUGACACUUGUCUCGUGGCCCUUCAUGUGUUUUUGUGUAUGAUGACACAUGUCUCGUGGCCCUUCAUGUGUUUUUGUGUA
This is a messenger RNA of Cucurbita moschata (crookneck pumpkin), 2166 nucleotides long. RefSeq names its product UDP-glycosyltransferase 74G1-like. The transcript is spliced from 3 exons. Lineage: Eukaryota; Viridiplantae; Streptophyta; Magnoliopsida; Cucurbitales; Cucurbitaceae. The record is from RefSeq and is a predicted model, not a curated record. Gene Ontology annotation, molecular function: UDP-glycosyltransferase activity. The coding region runs from base 84 to 1484 and encodes 466 amino acids.